GUCCAAAGAUGUCCAAUGGAAAGGGACAACUUCGAGUCCCUUAAUUUGCAUACCGCCUCUAUAAGUACGGGCGACGGCGCCAUUGUACCUGCGUCGAUCCAGCGGUAUAGGCAGCGGCGGGCGUGCGCGAUGCCGGAACCAGCGAAGUCGGCUCCUGCCCCCAAGAAGGGCUCCAAAAAGGCGGUCACCAAGACCCAGAAGAAGGGUGACAAGAAACGUAGAAAGACAAGGAAAGAGAGCUACUCGAUCUACGUGUACAAGGUGCUGAAGCAGGUGCACCCCGACACGGGUAUCUCGUCCAAGGCCAUGGGUAUCAUGAACUCGUUCGUCAACGACAUCUUCGAGCGCAUCGCCGGCGAGGCGUCGCGCCUGGCGCACUACAACAAGCGCUCGACCAUCACGUCGCGGGAGAUCCAGACGGCCGUGCGGCUGCUGCUGCCCGGCGAGCUGGCCAAGCACGCGGUCUCGGAGGGCACCAAGGCGGUUACCAAGUACACCAGCUCCAAGUAGAGCGGUGCGGAUUACUCGAUUUUAACCCAAAGGCUCUUUUCAGAGCCACCCAUGCUUUCAGUAAAAGAGUGGUUCACAGAUACGUGGUGGUGAGUGGUGCUGCUAUUUCAUACUGUCUUUGGUUGUCAGAGUAGGCUGAUCUGAUUAAUGAUGGAAAACAAACGGUUAUUGCUUAUGCUUCACAUGCUAAAAAGUGAAUGUUUGUGGUGGUGUUUUAUGUGACAUAAAGGAACUCUGAGUAAGAAAAAUAUGUAUGGAAUUUAUGAUAUUCAAGUCAUUUUCUAUGCCUAGUAAGCAUUCCUCUGACAAGCAUUUCAAUUCACAAUUUUAAACAGAUAGAGGUACAUACAUAUGGAUGUUGUCUUUCUGCUUUGAAAUAAAGCAGCCUUUGUUACAACUACA
This is a messenger RNA of Meleagris gallopavo (turkey), 912 nucleotides long. RefSeq names its product histone H2B 8. The record is from RefSeq and is a predicted model, not a curated record. Lineage: Eukaryota; Metazoa; Chordata; Aves; Galliformes; Phasianidae. Gene Ontology annotation, cellular component: nucleosome. Gene Ontology annotation, molecular function: DNA binding; protein heterodimerization activity; structural constituent of chromatin.